UCUUUGCAGGCCACACACACACAUACACACACACACACACACACACACACACCUACACACAGUACUUGUAAUAGUCAUGAUUGGUUAUGAACAAUAGCCACACCAUGCUUGUGACUUUGUCGUGAUGUUUUCAGCGCGGAGUGGAACAAUAACAACCUGCGGGGAGUUUCUCCACAGUUCAGCGGAUAAGGUGAAAGUGACCAGCUGAGCGAGAAUGUUCUGUCUCCUCCUCCUCCUCCUCUUGUCAUUCCUGGUGCAAGGUUCCGACCAAUGGCACAACGGCGAUUGCGCCGAGCUCAGCAACACCACGUGGCUGCAGUACCGCCAGCAGCGCCUCCAGCUGCAGGUCCAGUUCCUGCUGCUGACCCGCCAGAACCCGGAGUGUGCUAAGACCUUCGGGGAGGAUUCUCUGGGCAAAGAGAACUACUUUAACGCGUCAAAGCCCACUAAAGUCAUCAUACAUGGAUACAGGGCGAUGGGCAGCAAGCCGUCAUGGGCCGGGCAGCUGGCCCACGCCCUCCUGGGGGUGCAGGAUGUCAAUGUUGUGAUGGUGGACUGGGUCUACGGCGCCUCCUUCGCCUACAACCUGGUGGUGGAGAACUACAAGGAGGUGGCGCUGCAGAUCUCCGUGCUCAUCAACCUGCUGCAGAAACAGGGAUGCGCCCUGGAGUCCUUCCACCUAAUAGGGGUCAGUCUGGGGGCCCACGUCGCCGGCUUCGUGGGGACCCUUUUUGAGGGGAAAAUCGGAAGAAUCACCGCUCUGGACCCGGCGGGCCCCAUGUUCAAAGGAGCCGACACUUACGACCGAUUGGACCCGUCUGACGCUCAGUUUGUGGACGCCAUACACACAGACUCUGACUACUUUGGCAUCUCCAUCCCUGUCGGCCAUGUUGACUUCUUCCUGAACGGGGGCAAGGACCAGACAGGAUGUGCGCGCUCCCACUUCGCCUCCAUGUACGGCUAUGUGAUCUGCGACCACAUGAGGGCAGUGCACGUCUACAUGAGCGCCCUGAACGGCUCCUGCCCGCUGACUGGGAUCCCGUGCUCCAGUUACGACGACUUCCUGAAGGGGCGCUGCGUCAACUGUGACGCCUUCAAGGGGCGGUGCCCCGCCAUUGGCUUGUCUGAAAAGUGCGGCCUCAGCGUGUCACCCGUUCCCAGCCAGCAGAAGCUGUUCCUCCUCACCACGUCUCUGCCGCCUUUCUGCGCUCACCACAUCCUGCUGGCCAUGGAGGUCUCGGCGCUGAGUAAGAGCGCGGAAGUGGAGGUGACGCUGACCACCGGCAGCCUGGCGACUAAGCAACGACUCCGACUUCAGAAGAGUGCGAGCGCCUACACUACCAUGAUGGCUCACCCGGUGGCGCUGUGCGAGAUCCACUCCAUCAGCAUGCGGAACACGGGCGCUCGCCUCUACCAGCAGGGCAGCGUGCACGUCAAGUGGGUGUGUCUGUCCCACGUGGUCGCCAACACGCGCGAGGAGCCGCUGUGCAUCAACAACGUCAACGUCAGGCGGGGGGCGCCGUGGUCACAUGACUUGGUGCAAGUGUGCGGCCUCUUCCGACGAUGAUGACGUCGCCCCCCACACCCCCCCUGGGGUCCCGCCCAGGGCCCAAUUGAAGCAAGGAGCGCCCCUGGCUGAUGUAAUCAAGAACAGCCUCUGACCCUGUAGUUUGUGUUCUAACAGCGUCGUCACCAUGGCAACAAUAAAUCAAUAAACAGACUCACUGCAGAAAU
Molecule: messenger RNA, 1734 nt
Organism: Entelurus aequoreus (snake pipefish)
Lineage: Eukaryota; Metazoa; Chordata; Actinopteri; Syngnathiformes; Syngnathidae
Gene: pla1a
Product: phospholipase A1 member A
Exons: 11
Coding region: 215-1567 (450 amino acids)
Biological process (GO): lipid metabolic process
Molecular function (GO): carboxylic ester hydrolase activity; lipase activity
Source: RefSeq, a predicted model, not a curated record